Populus trichocarpa (black cottonwood) is the source of this 1287-nucleotide messenger RNA. Its product is annotated as 2-alkenal reductase (NADP(+)-dependent). The transcript has 5 exons. Lineage: Eukaryota; Viridiplantae; Streptophyta; Magnoliopsida; Malpighiales; Salicaceae. The record is from RefSeq and is a predicted model, not a curated record. The coding region runs from base 125 to 1162 and encodes 345 amino acids. Gene Ontology annotation, molecular function: 2-alkenal reductase [NAD(P)H] activity.
UGCAGUACUCUCCCCUGCAAUAUGCCCUGUGGGGCUGUGCUCAUUUACUUUUAAGACAAUAGAGAAACAAGAACAAAAAAUUAAGUGGGAUUUCAUAUCUUAUAACAACAUAGAAUAAUCAAGGAUGUCUGAUCAGGAAGUGAGCAACAAGCAAGUGGCUUUGAAAAACUAUGUCACAGGGUUUCCAAAGGAGUCUGACAUGCAAAUUAUUACAACUAAUACUAUAAAACUUAGAGUACCAGAAGGGACUAAAGAUGCAGUUCUUGUCAAGAAUCUUUACCUGUCUUGUGAUCCAUAUAUGCGUGAACGCAUGUCUGCUGGUGAUGGCGGUUUUUCCUCCUUCGAACUUGGAAAGCCUCUAACUGGAUAUGGAGUGGCUAAAAUCUUGGAUUCUACUCAUCCUAACUACAAGAAAGGAGACUUAGCUUGGGGUUUUACUGGCUGGGAAGAGUACAGUCUCAUUGUAUCACCACGAAUUUUGAUCAAAAUCGAGCACGCUGACGUGCCCCUAUCAUACUAUACAGGAAUUCUAGGUAUGCCUGGUAUGACUGCUUAUGCUGGUUUUUAUGAAAUUUGCACUCCAAAGAAAGGAGAGUAUGUUUACAUAUCUGCAGCAUCUGGAGCUGUUGGCCAGAUUGUUGGCCAAUUUGCAAAAUUGUCAGGUUGCUAUGUUGUGGGUAGUGCCGGAUCUAAAGAGAAGGUUGAUCUGCUUAAGAACAAGUUUGGAUUUGAUGAGGCUUUCAACUACAAGGAAGAGCCAGACUUGACCGCAGCUCUUAAAAGGUAUUUCCCUGAAGGCAUUGAUAUUUACUUUGAGAAUGUUGGGGGUAAAAUGCUCGAUGCGGUGUUAGCAAACAUGAGGACCCUUGGUCGCAUUGCUGCGUGUGGAAUGAUUUCUCAGUACAAUCUCGAAAAGCAUGAAGGUGUCCAUAACUUGACGCUUAUCGUGUGGAAACAAAUUCGCAUGCAGGGAUUCCUAGCUGCUAGCUAUUAUCACCUCUAUCCCAAGUUUCUGGAAAUGGCUUUACCUUACAUCAAGCAAGGGAAGAUAGUAUAUGUGGAAGAUAAAGCAGAAGGCCUUGAAAGUGGUCCAACAUCUCUACUAAGCUUAUUCACCGGCCAAAAUGUAGGAAAGAAGUUGCUAGUUGUUGCUCGUGAGUGAUGUCAUUAAGCACUGUUUUUAAGCUUCCUAGGUCCUUAAUGCAUAUAUAUCCUUUGAGCUUUCCAGGCUUCCCAUGGACAAGAACUUAAAUAAUGAUGAAGGCUUUUCUGGCUUUCCAUGGACAA